This is a messenger RNA of Lycium ferocissimum, 1884 nucleotides long. RefSeq names its product actin-related protein 2/3 complex subunit 2B-like. The record is from RefSeq and is a predicted model, not a curated record. Bases 461 to 1726 code for a protein of 421 amino acids. Gene Ontology annotation, molecular function: structural constituent of cytoskeleton; actin filament binding. Lineage: Eukaryota; Viridiplantae; Streptophyta; Magnoliopsida; Solanales; Solanaceae. Gene Ontology annotation, cellular component: actin cytoskeleton; Arp2/3 protein complex. The transcript has 10 exons. Gene Ontology annotation, biological process: Arp2/3 complex-mediated actin nucleation; actin filament polymerization.
AAUUCUGAAUUGACCUGUCUCCAAACCACCUUUGUCCAUUUAAGAGAGAGAAAAAUUAUCCCAGAGUAAAUUGAAAUAAGAAAAAAUAGCAAUUCAUUAAGAAAGACAAGAAGAUCUCAAUUGUAUGGGAAGUUGGUCCCAACACCAGAAUAAGAUCCAAAAAUAAAUUUUCUUUUGAUUAAGUACAUUAGUUCCAUAACUCAAUAACUUAAAUGUAGAAUGAGAUCUUCUUGAUUGAUUUGCACACAUGCAACAAACCCAAGAUUCAGUAAGUGAAGACAAUAAUGAUAAUAAGACUCCUAGUUCAGUAGCCAGUACAUAGAAUCAUAACAUGAUUAUUAUUUGUUUCCUGAUCUUUGAAGACAAGCAUUGGCAGAUAUUAUCAUAAGGGCUGAGAGACAAAAGGGAGGGGUGCCAUUUGUCUUGGUAGUCAAACAAAUUGCUUCAAAAGUUGCUAAACAUGAUUGCAAAAUUUAGAAACUUGCAUUUUACUCAAAAAAGUGAACUACUACUACACAACUCAUCAGUAAAAACCUGUCUUACAUACCUUCAUGAAGUUCAUUCUACCAUCAAGAUCAACACACAAGGUAACACACGGAGCAUGGCGUGUUUCGAACGUGCAUCGCCAGCAUUGAAGGAGAUUCUGCUCAGAUUAUACCGAGAUGAACGGAUCAUUGAUGCCGACCAUCACCUUCAUGAAUUUGGGUCCGUUGAAUAUUACAUUCAGUCCUUGGUGUCAGAUCCUGAUCAUACCUACUUAUCAAUAUCAACCCCAAUUCUGUCUCAAGCAUUCCUGAUCUCAACUCGGCUUUCACGUUACACCAUGGAGAAGGUAAAGGCAAUUAGUGCUGAAGUUGUGGAGAUUGUUGAGCCUCCAAAAGAAGGAUAUCAGCUGACUUUACGACUCAAUUUUGCUAGAUUGCCGUAUGGUAAAGAUUCGAUAAAAACGAUCACAGACAUUGCUGCUGUGCAAGGUGUAAUUCUGAGUUCUCAGCUGGAAGAAAUGCUGAUGAAUGUGAAUUCACAAGAUGUGGCUCAAGGGAUGUACAAACCAAUCAAGCUUGUUUAUCACCCAAGAGAGCCUUUUUAUGUCAUAAAACAGCCCCAGAAAAUCACGGCAGUCUUCCCAAUGCGUUUUAAGGAUAAAACAGAUGUGAUUAUAGCAACAGCUUUCUUCCAGGAACUCAUGGAUGUUGCAAAUUCAAAAGCAUGUGCCAAGGCACCCCAUUGUAUCUGGUCCCCUAUUCCACCUCCUGAGCUAAGAGGAGAAGCAAUUGAAGACUUAAGCACAAAUGGAGGAUUUGUUUCUUUUGAUAUCACGUCGCGUCAUAUUGAAGGGAAAAGGCUAGACAAGACUGUGUGGAACCUUCUGAACUUUUACGCAUUUGUCAAAAAUCAUGUAAAGAGCACUCGAGGAUUCAUACAAAGAAGGAUGAGAACAUGUCUGAAGAGUCUGGUUGAGGUCUUAGAGAAAACGGGACUUCAAGAUGACCAACAGAUUAAAGAGGUGAAAGGAUACAAGCGCAUCAAAAAGUUGGUAAAUUUCUCAAAAUUCAAAAUACUCAGACAUAGAAGUGCUUUCACCAGUAAACUUAAGAGGAUUCCUUCGAGAUUAAAAAUCCAUGGGUUCGACCGUUUUCGUCGAAAAUGGUUGACAUUCCCCAGCUUCUCCUCCAAGACAAAAUACAGAAAACUGGAAAAAGAUAUUUCUCUUCAACAUAAUUAGGAUAGUUGACGUCAAAAGGGACAAAAAUAUCCUUUAAUCAGGAUAGUUGACACUCUAGCAUGUAAAACACCUUUGUAUUUCAAAUGUUGUCAAUACAUAUUGAUACCCGUGUACUAUGUACAAAUAUUAAAGCACCAUAAAUGAGUUGGUUAGCAGUU